This is a messenger RNA of Nannospalax galili (Upper Galilee mountains blind mole rat), 2151 nucleotides long. It is a transcript of the gene Cbx1, whose product is annotated as chromobox 1. Gene Ontology annotation, molecular function: chromatin binding. Gene Ontology annotation, cellular component: nucleus; pericentric heterochromatin. The record is from RefSeq and is a predicted model, not a curated record. Lineage: Eukaryota; Metazoa; Chordata; Mammalia; Rodentia; Spalacidae. The transcript is spliced from 5 exons. Bases 248 to 805 code for a protein of 185 amino acids. Gene Ontology annotation, biological process: negative regulation of transcription by RNA polymerase II; chromatin organization.
AGUGCGGGCGGCGGGCAGCGCAGAGUGAGAGGCUCUUUUGUUCGGCUGAGGGGAGGGCCGUUGGCCGGGCCUGCAGUACGCGUCUUCAGCUAGAGGCGCAACUGCAGCCACACUGCUUCUUUCCCUGAGUGCUGCUCCCUCUGACCUCCCGACUCAACGCGCCUGUGGCGCGGCACCAAUUCCUGUCGGACACUUGGGCGCUGCUGUGAGCAGCGUCACCCUUUAUACCAGAAAGCUGGCGGGUACUAUGGGGAAGAAACAAAACAAGAAGAAAGUGGAGGAGGUGUUAGAAGAAGAGGAAGAGGAGUAUGUGGUGGAAAAAGUUCUCGAUCGACGAGUUGUCAAGGGCAAAGUGGAAUACCUUCUGAAGUGGAAGGGUUUCUCAGAUGAGGACAACACAUGGGAACCAGAAGAGAACCUGGAUUGCCCUGACCUCAUUGCUGAGUUUCUACAGUCACAGAAAACAGCACACGAAACAGAUAAAUCCGAGGGAGGCAAGCGCAAAGCUGAUUCUGAUUCUGAAGAUAAGGGAGAAGAGAGCAAACCAAAGAAGAAGAAAGAGGAGUCAGAAAAGCCACGAGGCUUUGCCCGGGGUUUGGAGCCAGAGCGGAUUAUUGGAGCCACAGACUCCAGUGGAGAGCUCAUGUUCCUGAUGAAAUGGAAAAAUUCUGAUGAGGCUGACCUGGUCCCUGCCAAGGAAGCCAAUGUCAAGUGCCCACAGGUUGUCAUAUCCUUCUAUGAGGAAAGGCUGACGUGGCAUUCCUACCCCUCAGAGGAUGAUGACAAAAAAGACGACAAGAAUUAACUCUCUUGAGUUCCAGCCCCUGUCACCUCUGAUUGUGGGUUUCAAGUGGGGAGGGAAGGAGUUCUACUUGUCUUGACACCAUAGAGGUGGCUUGAGAAGAUGUCCUUUGAAGAGCCAGCAUAGUUUCUGUGCCCUGCAGCAGCCCAAGUGCUUUAAAGAGUUCCAAACUGUAUAGUUUGCACGCCCAUCCCAGUGGAGGGGAAAGGGAUGAGUGUUUCAAGGCAGCCAGUUCUGCACUUUGCUGAGAAAGCAGAGGGCCUUCUAUGAAGGACAAAACCUGCAGAACUGGUGUGUGGGAGAGCAAAAAGAUACUGUUGAUCUUCAAAGAGCAUCUCCACAACCCACAGCCUUCUUCCCAAUAGUGUUAACUGCAUUUUUACAGCGUAGCAUGUGUGUAGUUUUUGGCUAUUAAGGUGUAUUAAUUGGGGGUGGGAGGGAUGGGGCAGGGAGGAAGGGAGAUGGGUAGAACUGUUUUGGUUAAAAUUUGGGGCUGAUUGGGGGAAACAGUGAAACAAUGGGAAGAACAGCUAACUAACGAUUUGGUUCUAUGUCCAGAAUACUUUGCCUUUUCAAAAAAUUUCAUUGGCACCGUAAAUGAGGACUGUGAGAAACUGCUUAAAAAGCUGUGAACACUGAAACUUACAAGCCAAGGUGUCCCUACCUGAGCUUAACAUAAAGGACAAAGCCAGUUCCUGAGAUACCAAAGCUGCCAUUUUGGAGAUGGAAACUGACUGAAGAGGGAAAGUUUUUUAUUGGAGAGUCUAGAGGCAGACCGUUCUGCCUUAGAGGUGCUAAUUCUUGAAAUUAGAGAAAAAGACCCUUUUCCAAUUAUGAGGUUAUAAAUAUCAAUUUGUCCAUCUAAACCACUGGCUGGAAUAUCGCAGGAGGGACUGAGGGGGCCUGGGUGAUAGGAGAGGAGGGCUGUGUUCUUAGGGUGAAAACUCUUGGAGCCUCUGGGGUUUUGUGUUUUGGUGGUUUUUUUUUUUUUUUCAGCUUCGAACCCUAAAACUCCGACUGGCAGGGUUCAGUUACUGACAGCACAAAUUUCAUUGAGUCAAUUCUAGAGUUGAAUGAUUUCUGAAGCCCUGGUCUCAGGAGAUUAACUUUCAUACUGGGGUAGUGGUUCACUUGAAAACACAAAAUCUUCAGAUUAAUUGAUGUCCAAAUGCUCUGUCUUGAAUCAUGAGAUCCAUCAGUUCUUGGUAUCAUCUAGACCUGCGUCUAGGUCUGCAUUGUAAAAUCUUUUUAGGCAUGUGUUAGAUAUCUGAAAAUUUUGUUUAAAUGUAAACUUCAUACUGUACUGUCAGGUUUUGUCUUAAUAAAACUAUAGAUUUAUAAUCCUUGAA